Paramuricea clavata is the source of this 3624-nucleotide messenger RNA. NCBI's taxonomy places the organism in Eukaryota, Metazoa, Cnidaria, Anthozoa, Malacalcyonacea, Plexauridae. The record is from the annotation of a GenBank genome assembly.
AUGUUGGUCCAGAAAGAAAUUGCACUCCUACCAAGCCAACCAGGUAUUUUUAGUGUUUUGUGUGAGAGGAAUAGUAAUAUAGUGCUUUUGAGGGUGGCGCAGGGAGGUUGACUCAUUAAAAAUUCAUGGCGGUGUUGUGACAUGUACUCAAUAAAUAAUCAUUGUGGACAUAUAAGUCAUGUCAUGAGGGUAAACACCAACCUAUUACUGUAAACAGAACAACACAUUGGUGUUUUAGACACAGUAAACGUCUAUAGGCAUGCUUGGGCAACACACAUUUCUUUCAAACUUUGACAUAAUUAAUAUACAAUCCUAUAUAGACCCAUUGCACUGACGUCACAAAUCCUUAGUGUCCUCCAGAUGCUCCCUAACAAUAUCUGUUCGGGUACAACAACCACAUCAAGCGCAAAAAUUAACCAUUUCAAUAAAAAAUUAUUAUAAAGUUUUACAAAAUUGGCUUUGUUUCCAAAAGUUAUAUUAUGCAUAGAUUGCUAAUUUGUCCUCCAGAUGCAUCGUCACCGGCGCUGUGACGUCAUGUGCAAUGGGUCUAUUGAGAUGGCUCGAUAUUGGCCAAACCAUUUUGGCCAAUAUCGAGUCAUCUCAAUAGAUCCAUUUUUGACUAUUUGUAUUUGACGUUUUGCCUUACAGUAUACAGCUGAUUCAAUUAAGGUUGUCCUUCCAAAAACUUAAACCUUAAACUCUGAGUGUGCAAGGGAUGAUGGGUUAUUGCUUAUUUAGACUUAUAAACUUUGAAAUUUGGCUUUGCAAGAAUACUUAAGACAUAUAUAAGACUCACGACAGAAAACAUACUUGCCGCAAAGACAAUUUUCUGAGUUUAAGGGCCUAAUAGGUGAAAACCCAUCAUCCCUUGCGCGCUCAGAGUUUAAGGUUUUGGGAGGACAACCUUAAUUGAAUCAGCUGCAUAAGUACAGGUAACUGUUUAUCUCGUGAUAUUGCGUGCCAACUUUAAUGUGGAGAUUAGUGCUGACCGAAUGUGGACGUGAUCACUGAAUAUACUGUAUAAGCGAAUAUAUAUAUUAUAUAUAGAUAUACUACCAAAAGGUUAUCACGUCAACUUAUGAUACUACCAAAAGGUUAUCACGUCAUAAGGAAAGAUCGGGUUGCUGACAAACGUGGAGGUGGAGUUCUUAUAGCGCUACGUGAUGACAUUGUUUACAACAGAAUAACCUCAAGGAAAAACUGCCCAGAUUGGUCGGAUCGUUUAGAGAUCAUCGCACUCGAACUUGAGCUGUUAAAUUCAAAGAAAUCUCUAGUGUGUGUUUGUUAUCGACCACCUAGUUGUGAAUUAGACAAAUGGCUCGAAUCGUUCACGACAUUUCUGCAAGAAACAUCACACUACGAUAAAGUCCUUAUCACCGGUGACUUCAACUUCCCAGAUUUAACUUGGAACUCCAACCUGGUGCCUACCAAAUCAGAAAGAAGUAUCUCGGCUGGAUCAUCUGAAUUUAGAGAACUUGCGUUUGAUUUUUUCUUCCACCAAGUCAACAUGUACCCUACUAGACAAAACAACAUUCUAGACCUCGUCCUAACGAACGCUCCUGAAAACAUUGUCAAUCUCUCGUGCGUUUCUGCCAAAACAAUGGAUCUCUCAAGUGACCACAACCUGAUGUUCUUUGACAUCUUACUUCAUAUUAAAUCAACAGGUUUUGACAAGAGAACUGUUUUUGAUUUCCACCACGCAGACUGGAACGGCCUAUAUCACGCCCUUAACCACAUCAAUUUAUCACCCAACGAGUCGAGCGAUAUCAACAAUGAUUGGAAGCAAUGGAAAGACCUCUUCCUUGGUGCCGCGACUGAUUAUAUUCCACUCAAAACCUUCAAACGGCGUAGCUCUCCUCCAUGGAUUGACGGUGAAGUCAGGCGUCUUCUCUCAAAGAAAGACUCGUGUAGAAAAAAGGCGAAACUUUCCUCAUCUGCUAAUCUCUGGGGAAAAUUCCGUGAUCUUCGACGUGCGGUCAAGACAUUAAUUAGUAAGAACCAAGCGAAUAGAGUACUUCCAGAAACUUCCAACUUUGCUAAAAUCGAGCAGUAAAAAGUUCUGGUCUGUCUUCAAAUCUACCUCGAAACAUUCUAACAUUCCCAGUAAAAUGUCGUGGACCCAACAAGAUUCAACUUCCUCCACAGCUGAAAACCCUGCCGACAUUGUCGACCUGUUAAACCGUUACUUCUACUCGGUGUUCAAACAUUCCGAUACUACUGACGACCAUUCCCCUUCUGUUGCUCCUGAUAACGACACGACUGAUCUUACCACCAUCGCAAACAUCUUGUUAACAGAAGAGGAAGUACGUGUUGUACUCAAAGCACUGGAUGAAGCCAAAGCUAGUGGCCCCGACAAAAUCCCAGCGUUACUGCCGAAGAACUGUGCAGUUAACAUCAGUUCAUCUCUAUGCCAGCUGUUCAAAAAGAGCUUAUCUUGUGGAAUUCUGCCGUCCGAAUGGAAGCUGGCCAACAUCAGUCCAAUUCCAAAAAGGAACCCUAUUCAUGACGUAACCAACUACAGACCAAUAUCACUGUUGUCAUUAGUCUUGAAAGUGUUUGAACGCUGUAUAUAUAAUAGACUUAUAGAACACGUAUACGGUCAAAUUUACGAACUGCAGUACGGUUUUUCAGGGGAAGAUCUACAACAUCGCAGCUGCUACACAUUCUCCAUCAAGUUCUUAACGUACUUGAGCAAAGAAAACCAAGUUGACAUUUCUAUCUCGACUUUGCCAAAGCUUUUGAAGCUUCACAACUUCGGUAUAAGAGAAAAUCUUCUUCGUUGGUUCAAAGACUUCCUUUCUGGGCGAUUCCAGAGAGUCACUGCGCUUGGUGUUACAUCAAAACCACUUCCAGUUCUAUCAGGUGUUCCCCAGGGAUCAAUUCUUGGGCCACUUCUAUUCAUAAUUUACAUCAAUGAUCUCCCGAAAUGUGUCUCACACGAUACUACCAUGGCAAAGUUUGCUGACGAUACCAAAUGCCACCGUCCUAUUAAAAAUUCCCAAGAUAAGGUAACCCUUCAAUCCGACUUGGACAACAUUACCAACUGGUGUCACGACUGGAAAAUGGAGUUACAUCAAAGUAAGUGUGGAGUGCUACAUCUUACAAGAUCUCGUGAACCAACCAUCACACAGUAUACGGUGCUUGGUACCCCAGUUAUCCGACCUAACAGUCAGAAAGAUCUUGGCAUAUCUAUAACUGGUGACCUCAAAUGGAACAAGCAAGUGGAGGAGAUUUCGUCGAAGGCCAACAAGAUGCUGGGUUUCGUGAAGCGAACAGCAUACAUGAUUGAUAACCAAUCGGUCCGCAAGGCACUCUACCUGACUUUGGUUCGCAGUCAACUGGCGUACGGUUGUCAAGUGUGGGCACCCCAGACGGUCAGCAACAUUCUAACCAUUGAACGUGUUCAGUGCCGUGCCACCAAGUUCAUCCUAUCUCUGCCAUACCAAACAGAUAUCUCGUAUAAAGAAAGAUUGCAGAUCCUUGGCAUCAUCCCUCUAUGUUACUGGCAUGAGUAUUUAGACAUCAUUUAUAUCUUUAAAAGUCUCAUAAAUGACUCUGACAGUAAUAUCUCGGUCAAAGUUUCAACACGAGAAACAAGAAGUGCAAGUAAUGGAACAUUCCUAA